UUGUACCUGUCGUAUACAUUCUAUUCCGCACGAAUCACGUAGUUAAACCGUGAUGUUUCCGUCCGUUUCUUCAGUCGCACGGCUGUUUUCGGAAGUCUGUCAGCCGCCGUGACUUCGGCCAGGAUUUCCGGCUGCUUUUACAUCUGCCCUUCUCUUGUUUUGUUUCCGUUUCUUCCAUUUCCGUUUUAACUUUCCAGAAUCAAAAGUCUUGAUGUGUAGCAACCCCUGGAAGUUUUAAAAAGUAGUCUUUUACGCCCAAUUUUGCGGUUAUAUUACGAAACCCAAAAGCACUCCAACAUGGCAACUGCGUUUGUAUCGACUCGCGCGUCGUCUUCCCACCCAGUCGCUGGUGGAAAUUAUAUUAAUAAAAGCCUUUCCGUUUUAAUCCACACACUAAAAUAAUAAAUGGCUUGACCAAAUGUUUGGCAUAUUUAAUAAAUAAUUGCUUCUCCUGUGUUUAAUAAGAGUGCUUAUAUGGGGAAAUGCCAUGGUGGGCCUGUACUCAAGCAAAGCCUCGGUGUUGCGUGAGAGUUUAUUGGACUUCAGAGACUUCGUAGAGACCGCAAGAUUGGACAAGGAGUUGAAGGGAUGUCAAAAAGUGAGACAGAGGAGAUGAUUGAAAUUGAGAUUGAUGGACGGGAGAAACAGGAGUGUCUAGAGGAAGGGAUCGAGGAGCAGACCAUCACAGCAGCUGAACUGAUUACUCAAGACAUUGACAUCAAUGAGCCGAUCGGCAACCUGAAGAAGUUACUGGAGCCUCGUCUUCAGGUCCCGCUGGAUGGAUAUGACAUUUGUCUGCAGGACAUCCUAUUGCAUCCUGAUCACAGCCUGUUCGAUCAAGGAGUGAAAACAGAUGGUACAGUACAGCUCAGCGUGCAGAUUGUCACGAAACAGGGUGAAGAAAAAUUGAAUAUUCUGGAGAUUGUGAAACCGGUGGAGACGGUGGAGGUGGUGAUCGAUCCAGACGCGGCUGCUGGCGAGGAAGCACAUCUGGUGGAGGAUGGACACGUGAUUGCGGUGGAGAGAGCCGCCAUUCCUGAUGAGACUUCAGAGCAGGUGACCCGCUGGGCGGCCGCAUUGGAAGGGUACCGCAAGGAGCAGGUUCGACUGAACAUUCCCUAUGACCCGGUGCAGUGGACAGCAGAUCAGGUGAUCCACUGGGCAGUUUGGGUUAUGAAAGAGUUCGGCAUUGAGGAAAUGGAGGUGGGUGGCAUUCACAUUCCCGGCCGCCAGCUCUGUGGUUUCAGCCAGGAGGAGUUCCUCCAGAGAGUGCCCAGUGGAGAGAUCCUGUGGAGCCACCUGGAGCUUCUACGCAAGUAUGUACUUGCGAGUCAGGAUCAGGGUCAGGAAGCAACAGUCACCAUUGAUCAACCUGUGCAGAUCAUUCCUGCCCCUGUGCAGCAGGCCACACCUACAGCCAUUAAGGUGAUGAAGCACAACAAAACUCCCCGAGCCCCCCGGAUCUCAGGAGAGGAGCGCAGCUCCCCUGGCAACCGCACAGGUAAUAACGGUCAGAUUCAGCUGUGGCAGUUUCUUUUGGAGCUGCUGACAGACAAGGAUUCUCGGGACUGCAUUUCCUGGGUGGGAGAGGAGGGCGAGUUCAAACUCAAUCAGCCUGAGCUGGUAGCUCAGAAAUGGGGUCAGCGCAAGAACAAGCCCACCAUGAACUACGAGAAGCUAAGCAGAGCUCUCAGGUACUACUACGACGGAGACAUGAUCAGCAAAGUGCAGGGCAAGCGCUUCGUCUACAAGUUUGUGUGCGACCUGAGGACUCUGAUCGGAUACAGCGCCGCAGAGCUCAACAGCCUGGUGACGGAGUGCGAGCAGAAGAAACUCGCCCGGGUGCAGCUGCACGGCCUCGGCCAGUCCGUCAACACAGUCACGCUGACCACUGCCACAGGCCAGCCCGUCACCACAGUCACUCUGGCUGCAGCAGCUUUGGAGAAAGACAGUUGAGGAGGGAGUGGCUUGUUACUCCCAGCCAAUCAGGAGACAAGUUUAAGAUGGGAGGAAACCGGGUUCAACAUUUGACUUUGGGGAGGGUGGGAAACAGCGGGUUUAUAAGCAGAUGUGCGCUUUGUUGCGAGUGUGUAUGUUUAAGCAUCCUUAAAAUGCUUAGAGAGUGAGUGUAUGUGUGGAUGUGAGAGACAAAAGUAUAGAUGAUCACGUAUGAGCUUUCAGUUUUUGUACGCUUGUUCUGACUGCAAGGUAGCAUCGGCUAUAUUUCCAUUGUAUAUACUCUGUUUUUGAUAGCCACGUGGGCAGUGUAUUUUGAUAUUUUCCAUUUGUAAAGGAUCUUUUGAGGUGAGGUACUUUUUACUGUCCACCAGAGGGCAAUAAAGAGACAGUUGGUUUUUGAAUUGCCCAGGUCUUGCAUAAUGCAGCAGAAAUCAAAAACACCCUUUGUUUCUUGUUUUGUGCACCAAACACCACAUCACAAGGACUUUAUAUGUACAUUCAAAACUUUAUUCAUGGAUUACAGUGUUGUAGAAAGCUUUUCCCCUUCUAAGCCAAUGGUUUGAAUAGACAAUGAAGGAAAAUGUCAAAUAGCUUUCCUUGUUCCCUACUGACCACAGACACUCACCUCAGAGUAUCCACUAAUCAGCACAACACCAGAUGUUAGAGCUAAGGUAAUUCUAUACAGGAACAUAAUGAGCAGUGUGCACUGUGACAUAACUGCACAAUGUUUGAAUCUGAUAAUGGCUGUCUCUCAUACAAUGUAUUUUACAACAUUCACAAUUUCCUUCAACAUCAUGGCACUUUUAAAAUAACUCUUAAGAGGUCAUUUCAAAAGACCGCAUGGCAUGAACCCAUUACAUUAAUAUUUCCUAUUUACCUGUUCCUUUCUAUCUGCUCUGGCCUGUAAGGUGCUAUGAGAUACUAAAGUGAAACAAUAAAAGAGGGGGAGAAGGUGAGGUGUUUCUGUCCCAAAAUGUGUUCGUGAAUAUCACAGACACUGGGGGGAAUACAAAGAGGGCAAAAUGGGACAAAAUUCACACAAUCCAAAAAUGGUGGCUAUUUCUGAAGCAAAAUCCCACCACCACUCCAUACCUUCCUUCCCUAAUCCCGGCCCCAUACCAAAUCCCCACAUGGAAUAAAACUUGACAAAGCAAAAAGGGUCUAGACCAUUAAAAUAAAAAAAAUCAGAGUGCAUGGAACGUUAAAGAACUAAAACGUGGGCUAAUAUUACACUUCAUAAUACAAUACAUACAUCUUUUUCCAGCCCCAUGCAACCAUUUAAGUGUGCGUGGCAUGGUCCAAAAGAAAUAAAAAGCACACUUUGAUUAAAGCAUGUCCCUGUGACGAUGUAGCCAAGCAGAUUUGUUUUCACUUAUUUAAAAUGUGAUCACAAGAAGACAAUAAAAUGUACAAUCCAGCUAAAAUCUCUACAUGAGAGAGAGGUCAAAGUCUGAGUCUGGAUUCAGAAACCAUCUCUCUGUUAAAAUUGCCAUGCACUAUAUAGAUACAGCUAGUUUCUGCCUUAAUUCAAUACAUAUUACACACAAAAUAAAAACAUUCUUUUCUUAUUUCUGUAAAUGUUUUUUUUUAUACCCUCUUUUAAUGUAUGGAUUUUUUCAUA
This is a messenger RNA of Cyprinus carpio (common carp), 3580 nucleotides long. RefSeq names its product GA-binding protein alpha chain-like. Gene Ontology annotation, biological process: regulation of transcription by RNA polymerase II; cell differentiation. Gene Ontology annotation, molecular function: sequence-specific DNA binding; DNA-binding transcription factor activity, RNA polymerase II-specific. The record is from RefSeq and is a predicted model, not a curated record. Gene Ontology annotation, cellular component: nucleus. NCBI's taxonomy places the organism in Eukaryota, Metazoa, Chordata, Actinopteri, Cypriniformes, Cyprinidae.